CCGUUUUAAUAUCGCUGCUUUGCUUUCUAACCAGAAAAAUGGGGUUAUGGUACGAAGCUUGGAUUAAAAACUGCAGUUGUGCAAAUCCACCAAAUCAGGAAGAUAACCAGAAAUCAUGGAAGUUGACGUUUUGCAGGAAAUUUGUUUCUGAAUUCAUUGGAAUGUUUGCUUUUGUUUUCAUAGCAAGUGGAACAGUAGCCUCUGCAACAUUUUACAAUUUUAAGGAUGGCAGCAGUAAAAAUACUACCUAUGAUUCAAGUGACAUCUUGUACAUCAACCUUGGAAUUUCUUUUGGCUACAGCAUUGCCUUGUACAUUUGUAUUGAAAAUGUCGGCUAUUUGAAUGUGGCGCUGACUCUAGUGUUCUGGGUCUUGGGCAAAAUGAAGGCAAAGGAUAUUAUUCCAUAUGUGUUAGCACAAUUUGUAGGAGCAUUUUUGGCUGCAUCUUGUAUUUAUGGUCUAUAUAAAGCUGAAAUUAAACACUAUAUAGAUCAACCAACAACAAGCCUUAUAUUUAGUUCAUCUGUAAAUGGUGACCAUUUUUGGAAAGCUCUCAUAGACCAGGCUCUGAAAACAGGAAUAUUCACCAUCGGUGUCAUGGCAAUCAUUGAUGAACAGAAGAAUAAACAGCAAGAUGACUCACUCAGCACUGAGCAUAACGAACCACUCAAGACCAUCAAACCAUCCAAACGUUUUGAGCCCCUUAUGAUUGGGUUGAUUUUAUUUUUGGUUGGAAUCGCAUUCAGUUAUUAUGCACGUUUCUAUUUCAACCCACUCCAAGAUCUUAGUGGUUUAAUAGUCGUUGCAUGGGCAGAAUUAAGUAAGACAAAGUGGUGGGUGUUUGCUCAAAUAUUUGGUCCGAUAGCUGGUGCUUUUAUUGCUGCGAUCAUCUACAUCUUGUUGAUCGAAAACAAUCAUCCAAAACGUGGCAUAGCUGCUAGAGAAAGUGAUGCAGGUGAGGAACAUUAUCUUGCAGCACCGCACAGGAGUUCAAGUGAGCAUGAGUCGUAAGAGACAAAGUAAUUAAACUAUAUUGUUUUCAGAGCCUGUAGUAGUCUAUAGUCCAAUCAUACAGACCAUUUCUUUCAUAAAUUAGUAUUUUACAUGUGUUCAAUAAUCAUAAUUGUACACAAAUACAAAAAUAGAGCAAAAUAGUAGAGGAAUGUGAGAAACCAUAAAGUGUUUGGCAUACCAUUUUAUAGUUAUAGAUUAUUAAUUAAUUCAGCUGUAACUGUUUAUUAUCGUCUUGAUGUGACUUUAACUAGCUGUAUUUUUACCACCCUCUCAGAACGGCAGUCAAUAUUAAAUAUUUUGGAAUUUCCAGUUUAUUUAGAGAAUGAAAUUUUACUAUCAUUUUAUAAGGGUAAACAUAUACGAAUUGUAAACAAUGAUACUACUGUAGAUAGGGACAAUAGCAAAGAAUGAAGAAACUAUCUUUGAUUUGAAAUCUUAUUUUGUGUUUAUUUUGUAAAUUAUCAACAUUAAUCACUGGGAGAGCCUACUCUUUUUGUGAGCUUAUAUUAAGCUUUCUUUGACCUAAUUUUAUUGAAUUAUUUAUUGCUUAUAGUCCUGUGUGCAUGUAGUUUGAUUGUUAUAUAUAAUAAGUAAAAGGAAUAAAGAACAGAAAAGGUAGGCUAGAGAAAGAUUAUCCUAAGAAAGGUGAGAAUGUUUAAGGGAUUAGGAGAAAAAGACUAGGGAAUGAGGAAACUGAAGGUAAUGAAAGAAACUGUUAAGAGGAAAGGGGAGAAUGCUUGGAAAAUAUUGUGAAGAAGGAUAUAGAGGAAGGGAUCUCUUACAUUUGUUUAUCUUUUCGACGUCAUCAACUGUUGACAGUGCAAUGCUUCUGCAGCUUUCAUUGGUGAUCCGCUUAACGAGCGGAUCACCUCUUGUUAUUGUCAGAGAUCUUUUUAUUCUUUCUUUCUGGCGAUUCUGAAUGGACAUGCCAUAUAUAAUUGCUCAUUGAUCAGGAACUGUUAGAGCGCCCAUCACCAAAUUUAAAAGGGAAGGUUCUUUACAUCAUAAUGUAGCUUUAGCAUGAUUUGAAGAAAAUAAAGAUUUAUAUAUAUAUAUUUUUUUUAUUCAAAUGUGAACUUUCUAAGCAUUUAUUUAGAAAGUUAUAGAGCUACUCAUAGCUUUAAAAUGACACCAAAAUUAAGUCAAUAGGUACUAUUGAGUUGAUAUGAUCAGUCGCAGGGUAUCGCUAAUUAGCUGAAACUUCGUUAGCAUGUAUCUCGCUAAUUAUGAGGCUAGAUAAAAUGUUUUUCAUUUCUGAUUUUUUCUCAUGGGUCCCAACCACAUACUAAAAUUUGAACAAAAUCCAAGGGAUUGACCAUUUUUUUUUUGGUUGACUUGAAAUGGAAUUUCCUUAUUUUCAUUAAUACAAGUAUUACAAAAGUUUGCUGGAGCGUUUCUGUAAGUACCUGUCUAAUUUCAAGAGUUUCACUUCGGAAGUUAUUUGCAUAAUAGCUGCAGAAUUCUCUAGUGCGAAUCAAGUUUACUAGCAUUGCUUGUGCUUGCUAACACAUCUACAGUAUUACUGCUUCCCUACAUUGAAUGCGGAUUCUGUAAUUAGUGUUUAAACUGUUGGAUGUUUGAAUAAUAAAAUACAAAAAUAAAUGAAAUACAAGAAACCUAGAUUAGGCCACUGUAGUGCAUAUAUUCUUUGCUCCAUUUAACUAACUUAAGCAAGGUUUACACUACUAUCACACUUUAAACUCAAGUGCUAGAAAUUUGACACAAUGCAAGUAGCAGCUGUUCAACUAUUUUCUCUUUUCCCUUCUUUUGAAAAAGUUCUGCUGUGUUGGGGUGUAUAUGUCAAUUGUUGCAAUGUUUGAUUUUUAUGACAAUGGACCUUUUCGCUUAGAUAUUGUUGCUAAGGUUCCAAAAAGCAAUAGGGUAAAUGUACGUAAACAUGCGUUUGUUUUACAAAACAUUUGUUUGUAGGACGUACGUAUUCAUAGCCUUACUCUGAUUGGUCAGUUGUUGGGUUUGAUUGACACUCCAGAGAGGCCCCUUGUAUCAUUGUAGACAUUUAUGACAAUCAUAGAGGCAUUUAUGACAAUUACCUUUACGCAUUUAAUCUUGAUUAAUUUACUCUAAAAUUCGAACCUGCUGACUAGCAUAGACCUAGCAUUCUUCGUUCUUGUGUCAGAUAUAUCUAAAGUGUUCUAGUAGUGUAAACCAAUCUUUCUUUCAAAGCCCAAAA
Anneissia japonica is the source of this 3204-nucleotide messenger RNA. RefSeq names its product aquaporin-7-like. The transcript is spliced from 7 exons. The record is from RefSeq and is a predicted model, not a curated record. Gene Ontology annotation, molecular function: water channel activity; glycerol channel activity; urea transmembrane transporter activity. Gene Ontology annotation, cellular component: plasma membrane; basolateral plasma membrane. Lineage: Eukaryota; Metazoa; Echinodermata; Crinoidea; Comatulida; Comatulidae. Bases 39 to 1010 code for a protein of 323 amino acids. Gene Ontology annotation, biological process: water transport; glycerol transmembrane transport.